Molecule: messenger RNA, 1621 nt
Organism: Oryza sativa Japonica Group (Japanese rice)
Lineage: Eukaryota; Viridiplantae; Streptophyta; Magnoliopsida; Poales; Poaceae
Source: RefSeq, a predicted model, not a curated record
UGAAGUCAUCAUUUUGAAAUCUCUCCCUCUAUGCUGAAACGGAACGGAUCUGAUCUGAUCCACGUGCGGGUUCAUCUGAGCCGUUGGCGGCGAGAUCGGACGGCCCAAGAAAGGCCUCGCGGCCGCAACGAACCGGAUAAACCCGGGCCUCCGUCCCCAUUGGACCCGGUUGAAAACCCCACGGGCCAUCCCGAUCUGUGCCAGGUCAGCAGCCUAUCCGGGCCCACACGCAUAGGACAUAGCUCCCCCUACCCAUCAACUCACACCAAUACUUUUACCCAACCCCACCCACUUCCACGUGGGUCCCAUGACUCGCCUCAGGUUGUGGGCCCACCAUGUCAGCCUCAUUUCACCUGCCGGGUAGAGCCGCGAGUCGGGACCAAACAAAACCGGGCCCCUUUUACAUCGGCCCGGUGUAAUAAAGAAGCGAAGGAAGCAGCCGGAAUCCAGUUUUCUGUGUCCGGCUCGGCUCGUCGGCGACGCCUCGCACCGUCGCCGCUCACCGGCGCUCCUCCGCCGCCGCUCGCCGCCGGAGGAGGGAUAGAGUGCUCGUCGGUGCGGUUUGAUGGAAAUGGCCCCCGCGGCGCAGGUGGCGUCGAACCCGCGGACGGUGGAGGACAUCUUCAAGGAUUACUCGGCGCGGCGCGGCGCGCUCGUCCGCGCGCUCACCUCAGAUCUAACGCUAGGCUUCGCGUCUGUCUGUCUCUCGUGUGCUGCCGUGCAGAUGUGGACGAGUUCUUCGGGCUCUGCGACCCAGAUAAGGAGAAUUUGUGCCUGUACGGCCUCGCCAACGGGAGCUGGGAGGUGGCGCUGCCGGCGGAGGAGGUGCCGCCGGAGCUGCCCGAGCCGGCGCUCGGCAUCAACUUCGCCCGCGACGGGAUGAACCGCCGGGACUGGCUCUCCCUCGUCGCCGUCCACUCCGACUCGUGGCUCGUCUCCGUCGCCUUCUUCUUCGCCGCGCGGCUCAACGGAAACGAACGGAAGCGGCUCUUCAACAUGAUCAAUGAUCUACCUACUGUAUAUGAAGCAUUGGUUGACAGGAAGCACGUCAGGGAUAGGUCUGGUGUCGAUAGCAGCGGAAAAUCCAAACAUUCAACAAAGAGAACAGGCGAAGGGCAGGUAAAGCGCUCCAGGGUUGUCGCAGAGGAGUACGAGGACGACGACGAAGAACACAACGAGACAUUCUGCGGAACUUGCGGUGGCCUCUACAACGCGAACGAGUUCUGGAUCGGGUGCGACAUCUGUGAGCGGUGGUUCCACGGCAAAUGCGUCAGGAUAACCCCGGCUAAGGCGGAGCACAUCAAGCACUACAAGUGCCCUGACUGCAGCAGCAGCUCCUCCAAGAAAACCAGGCUAUAGGUUAAAUUGUGGUGUGUGCAAUCUCCUCUGACCAAUCUGAUCAAACGACAAUCUGUCCUGCCACUAGGAAAAAAAAGAUGGUGAAGCUGUUCUUCGGUCCAAUGUCGUAGCUUAGCUAGAUGUGAAGUCAUCUAGACAUUGUGCUGUGUGGUAGAUGAGGCAAAAAAGAGUGAACUGAAAAGACGGGAAAAACGUAUUCGAUCUUUAGCUUUGUUUUAUAAAUGUUUUCUUCAUUGUCACCGAUGUGCUUUGGGUUUUUUCA